Molecule: messenger RNA, 8034 nt
Organism: Trichomonas vaginalis G3
Lineage: Eukaryota; Parabasalia; Trichomonadida; Trichomonadidae
Exons: 1
Coding region: 1-8034 (2677 amino acids)
Source: RefSeq, a predicted model, not a curated record
AUGUCAUCAAUUCGCAAAGUUAAUGCUGAUUCAUCAUCAGAAAGACCGCCAAGUGGUCCGAAUGGCAGUGCUGAUGGGGAAUCACAAGAUCUUAAUAAGAUUUCCGAGCUUCAACGUACUAAUCAAGAAUUAGGACAACAGAAUGACCAGCUAUCAGCUGCAUUAAUUAUUGCAUCACAAACCAAUCAGAAACUAGGAAAGGAUUUAAAUGAUACUAACAUGCAAGUUGCAAAGGCAGAACACGAAUGUCGAAAACUUCAUGCAGAAAUCAAACAACUAUCAUCCGAAAUACAAGCAUAUGAUAAUCAGUCUAACGAAAUCAAGGCAAAACUUAAAAAUGAUCCUGAGUUUUACCAACAAUUGAAAAAAUAUCAGGCGUUACAACAAGCAAGGGAUAAAGCACAGAAGAAUUUAGAUCAAAUACAAAAGGUUCUCUGCGAUCCUAAAGAUGCAAUGCUUGACGAAGCUCUCCUUAAUAUGACAAUUCGUGUGAAAACUCUUUACAGCUACAACUACGAGUUAACUGUUCUCAUAUCUAUUCUUUACAAGCUUUUGGGAAAUAACUAUGACCCACAACAAGCUGCUCUUGAUAUACAAAAUCUUGGAGAAAUGAAUCAAAUUCUCAAAGAGUCAAUUAUUAUGGAGAAGAAUUUACAACCAGUAGAUAACUCUCAGCAAGGAGAAUUCGAUGAACCUGCUGAUGAUGAAGAUAAUCCAGAAACUCCAUCAGAAUCUUACAGAAAUGCAAAACCUCAAAUGCCAGAAGGAACCCCAACAGGAGGACGUCAUAAAUCAACAUCAAGAAACCAAAGCAGUCGUCAGGAAUCAUUAACUCCAGCACAACAAGAAGAUGGAAUUAAUAUCAUCAAACAAAUCUUCAAAACAAUAUCUCCAGAAGCAGAGAUGAUCGACCAAGGAAAGAAUAAAGCAAAUCCAACUGAUCAACAACAAAAUCAGGAUCAAAAAGAUUUGAAAUCUGAAGAAAAAACACCACAAGACCAGCAAAAGUCUGAUGUUCAGAAGAAAACAAGUGCUACAUCAAGUAAGUCAAGGCUUCCUUCCCUCAAACCUUCGAAUUCUCAAAAGAAUGAUGAGAAUAAAAAUAAUGAACCAACAAGAAUUGAAGAACCAGACCAAGAUAAGGCUGAUAAUAAGUUAGACAAUCAGCAGAAAGAGAAAUCAGCUACUGCUUCCUCUAAACAAUUGGAAUCAAAUAAUAAUGAUGACGAUAAGGCAAGAGAAUCACAAAAGGAGAUUCCAGGAGGACUUUCUGCUAUAUUAGGAGCAACUCUCGCUCAUGGAGCUGAUAAACCCGAUAAAAACAACAAAGAUGAUCAUCUUAAUUCAGACAAAAAAGAUCAAAAUAAGGAAGAAAUUUCAUCGAAAGAUGCAGAAAAGGAUGGAUCUCAGAAGAAAGAUCAAGAAAAAGAUGGUAAAUCAGAAGGAAAAGAUAAAGAUAAGGAUAAAGAUACAAUUAAUCCACUUUCAGCAAUUGGUUCCGGACUUGUCAAAGAUCAAAACAACGAAAAAGAAACAUCAACUAAAUCUCAAGCAGAAGACAAACCAGGAGACAAUAACAAUGUUGGCAAUAACAACAACAACAAUGAUAAAGAUGAUGAUAAACAACAAUCUAAAGAUGACAAAGUCAAUCAAGAAAAGCAAGAUAAGCAAGAUCAAGAUUCAUCUAAAUUAGACAUGAAAGGUAUUGUUAUUGGUGCAGUUGAUAAUCAAGAUAAAGAUAAAGAUAAAGAAGAAAACAAAGAAGAUAAAGACAAAGACAAAGAUAAAUCUAAAGAUGACAAAGCAGCAAAUAAAUCAUCUAAAGAUUUAGCAGAACAAUCUAAAUCUGGAGAUAAAGACAACGAUCAAUCUAAAUCAGGAAAUGCUGAUGGAUCAAAAUCUACUGAUUCUAAUAAAGAUAAAGAAGAACAAGAUAAGAACAAAGAUGAAAAGGGAACACUUGGCAUCAAAGAUUCUAUUUCAGACAAGCUCACUGGAAAAGAUGGAAAAGAUUCAAAAGAAGGAAAAGAAGGUGAAAAAGCAGAAUCUAAAGGAGACAAAGAUCAAUCACAGAAAUCAUCUAAAGAUCUCAAAGGUGUCGAAAAUAACGAAGAUGCAAAUAAUGAUAAAUCAGCAGAUAAAUAUAAAGAAAAAGAUAAAGAAAAGAAGACAGAUGAGGAAACUAAACUUAAUCUUUCUGGUGCCCUUGGACAAGGCAUUAUCAAAGAUAAGUCAACUGAUGAUAAGAACGACAACGAAAACAAAGAUAAAUCAGAAGCUGCUAAAGCAUCUAAACAAGAUAAAGAAGGUAAAUCAUCUGACAAAUGCAAAGAUAAACUUUCAGAAUCAAACAAAGAUAAAGAAAAUUCAAGAGAUAAGAAAGAAGGCGAAGAUUCUAAGUCAGAAAACGUUGAUGGCGAUAAAUCAGAAACAGGUAAAUUAGGACUUGGUUCAGUCAUCGCAGGCGGUCUCAUCAAAGACAAAGAUAAUGAAAAUGAAAAAGACAAAGAAUCCGAAAACAAGAAAGAUUCAGAACAAAAACAAGAUAAAGACAAAGUUUCUGGCUCAUCUAAAGAUUUAGCUGCUGACAAAGACAAAUUGAAUGAUAAAGAACAAGACAAAGAGAAGUCAUCAGCUGCAGAUAAAUCCAAAGAUGGCAAACAAACAGAUGACAAACUUAAUCUUCGUGAUGCAGUUAAAGCUGAUCUUGUCAAAGAUAAAGAAAACAAAGAAGAUGAAGCUAACAAAGGUAAAGAUAAUACAAAAGAAGAUGACAAAGCUAAUAAAGAUGAAAAAGAAGGAGAAGCAUCAAAAGAUAAAUCUAAAGAUGAAGACAAGACAAAGUUUGGACUUAAAGACUCAGUUGAUUCAGCACUUGCAGAUAAAGAAAAAGAAUCAAAAGAUGGAAAGAAAGAUGAAGCAAACAAAUCAUCAAAAGAUCUUGCUAAAUCUGAUGAAAACAAAGAUAAAGAAGAUACAAAACUUGGAAUCAAAGAUGCACAUAGAAAAGGACUUGUUGCAACAGACAAAGAUGAAGAAAAUAAGUCAUCAAAAGCAGAAGAUGAAAAAGCAAACAAAUCUAACAAAGAUUUAUCUAAAGCAGAUGAAUCUAAAGAUGCUGCAAACAAAUCAUCAAAAGACAUCGCCAAAUCUGGUGAAAACAAAGAAGAUGAAAAGAAGGAUGAUUUAAGUCUCAAAGGAGCUAUUGGACAAGGUUUAAUCAAAGAUCAGAACAAGGAUGAUGCAACUAAAUCAUCAAAAGAUCUUUCUAAAGAAGAUGAAAAAUCAAAAGAUCAAAACAAAGAAGAAGCAAACAAAUCUUCAAAGGAUCUUAAUAAAGAUGAAGAUAAAGCUAAUAAAUCAUCUAAAGACAUAGGAAAAGAUGAUGAAAAAGCAAAUAAGUCUUCUAAAGAUAUCAAUAAAGAUGAUGAUGAAAAGAAAGAAAACUUAAGCAUCAAAGGAGCUCUCGGAGAAGGUUUAGUUAAAGACCAAAACAAAGAUGAAGCAAACAAGUCAUCAAAGGAUCUCAAUAAAGAAGAAGCAGACAAAUCUUCCAAAGAUGAUGCCAAUAAAUCUUCUAAAGAUAUUGGUAAAGAAGAUGAAAAAACAAAUAAAUCAUCAAAGGAUCUCAAUAAAGAAGAUGCAAACAAGUCUUCGAAAGAUUUGAAUAAAGAAGAAGAUAAAACUAAAGAUGCUGAAAAACUCGCAGUUCUUGGAGCAGUUGCUGCACUUGUUAAAGAUGGAAAUGAAUCAAAGAAAGAUAAUGAAAACAAGGAAGAAAAAGGAAAAGCAGAUGAAAAAUCCAAUGAUAAACAAAAAGAUGAUGAAGAAAAUAAAGAUGAAAAAGAAAAUGCUUCACUUAAAGAUAUCAUUGGUGGAAAGCUUGUUUCUAAAGAUGGCGAAAAAGAUAAAGAUAAAUCUGAACAAAAAUCUGCCGAAGAUGAAAAGAACAAAUUAAAUAAUGAAAAUGAUUCAAAAGAUAAAGAUGCAGAAAAGGAUGGAUCUCAGAAGAAAGAUCAAGAAAAAGAUGGUAAAUCAGAAGGAAAAGAUAAAGAUAAGGAUAAAGAUACAAUUAAUCCACUUUCAGCAAUUGGUUCCGGACUUGUCAAAGAUCAAAACAACGAAAAAGAAACAUCAACUAAAUCUCAAGCAGAAGACAAACCAGGAGACAAUAACAAUGUUGGCAAUAACAACAACAACAAUGAUAAAGAUGAUGAUAAACAACAAUCUAAAGAUGACAAAGUCAAUCAAGAAAAGCAAGAUAAGCAAGAUCAAGAUUCAUCUAAAUUAGACAUGAAAGGUAUUGUUAUUGGUGCAGUUGAUAAUCAAGAUAAAGAUAAAGAUAAAGAUAAAGAUAAAGAUAAAGAUAAAGAUAAAGAUGACAAAGCAGCAAAUAAAUCAUCUAAAGAUUUAGCAGAACAAUCUAAAUCUGGAGAUAAAGACAACGAUCAAUCUAAAUCAGGAAAUGCUGAUGGAUCAAAAUCUACUGAUUCUAAUAAAGAUAAAGAAGAACAAGAUAAGAACAAAGAUGAAAAGGGAACACUUGGCAUCAAAGAUUCUAUUUCAGACAAGCUCACUGGAAAAGAUGGAAAAGAUUCAAAAGAAGGAAAAGAAGGUGAAAAAGCAGAAUCUAAAGGAGACAAAGAUCAAUCACAGAAAUCAUCUAAAGAUCUCAAAAGUGUCGAAAAUAACGAAGAUGCAAAUAAUGAUAAAUCAGCAGAUAAAUAUAAAGAAAAAGAUAAAGAAAAGAAGACAGAUGAGGAAACUAAACUUAAUCUUUCUGGUGCCCUUGGACAAGGCAUUAUCAAAGAUAAGUCAACUGAUGAUAAGAACGACAACGAAAACAAAGAUAAAUCAGAAGCUGCUAAAGCAUCUAAACAAGAUAAAGAAGGUAAAUCAUCUGACAAAUGCAAAGAUAAACUUUCAGAAUCAAACAAAGAUAAAGAAAAUUCAAGAGAUAAGAAAGAAGGCGAAGAUUCUAAGUCAGAAAACGUUGAUGGCGAUAAAUCAGAAACAGGUAAAUUAGGACUUGGUUCAGUCAUCGCAGGCGGUCUCAUCAAAGACAAAGAUAAUGAAAAUGAAAAAGACAAAGAAUCCGAAAACAAGAAAGAUUCAGAACAAAAACAAGAUAAAGACAAAGUUUCUGGCUCAUCUAAAGAUUUAGCUGCUGACAAAGACAAAUUGAAUGAUAAAGAACAAGACAAAGAGAAGUCAUCAGCUGCAGAUAAAUCCAAAGAUGGCAAACAAACAGAUGACAAACUUAAUCUUCGUGAUGCAGUUAAAGCUGAUCUUGUCAAAGAUAAAGAAAACAAAGAAGAUGAAGCUAACAAAGUGAAUGCUGAAAACAACGAAGGCAAGAAAGAUGGAGAAUCAUCGAAAGAUAAAGAAAGUGAUAAAGAUAAAUCAAAUCUUGGUAUUGGUGGAACAAUUUCUGCAGUUCUUGUCAAAGACAAAGAUUCUAAACCAGAAAAUGUAGAAAACGCUGAAAACCAAGAAAACAACAAAGGAAAUAAUGAAAACGAUCUCAAUAUUCGUGACAAACUUGGAAACUUAAACAAUGAAGAUAAAAACAAUGCAAAUGAAAACAAAGAAGAUGAAGAGAAGAACAAUGCAAAUCCAGAAGAACCAAAGAAUGAUUCGAGAAGAAGGAGAAGACGUCAUGCAAGAUCAUCAAAUGCAAAAGAAGAAGAAAAUCAAGGAGAUCCUUCCAAACAAGAAUCAAAAGAUUCAGAAACAGCAAGAAGACAAAAAGAAAACAACAACAAUGUCCAAGAAAAAGAGCCAGAUCAAAAAGAUACCGCCAGACGUCGUCGAAGGAAAGAUAAAAGCCAGAACAACACAGGAGAUCCAUCAUUCAACGAACUCAACAACAUUGUUGAUGAAAAAGGACAUCACCGAGUUAAAAUCCGAGUUCCAAAAGAGAAUGCUAAACCAGGAGAACCAGAUCAUGAAUAUGAAUACGAUUUCUCAGAUGGCGAACCACAUGAAUAUGAUUAUAUCUCAUACAGCGAAGAUGAUGAACAAGACAACAAGAAACCAGAAGAUAAAGUUGUUUUAGACAAGAAUGGAAAAGCAGUUUUAGACAAAAACGGAACACCAUUGACCGAAAGAGAUGGCAAACCAAUUUUAGCCAUCAAUUCUAAACCUAUUUACGACAAAGAUGGCAAACUUUUGACAGAAAACAAAGGAAAACCAUUACUUGAUAAAGAUGGCUCCAUCAUUUACGACAAGAAUGGCAAGCCAAUCCUCGAAACAGACUUGAAACCAAUGACAGACACAAGAGGACGUCCAAUGCUUUCGGAAGGCAGCCAAGUCUACGGAUUGAACGGAAAACCAAUCAAUUGCAAGGAUGGAAAACCAGUUACAGAACGUAAUUUGAGGAAACUUAAUGAUAAAGAUGGAAAACCAAUCACAGACAAAGACAACAAACCGAUCUUGGAAAGAGAUGUCAAAUUGAUGACCGACAAAACAGGAAAACCAGUUUUCGACAAGAAAGGAAAACAAUUGUUACAAGACAAGAAUGGAAAACAAAUCUUAUCUAAAGUUGAUGGCCAACCAUUAACAAAAGAAGAUUUGAAUAACAAACCAUUCGAAACACCAAAGAAGAAGAACAGGAAACGAAGGCGAGUUCGUGUUUUAUAUGUUGAUGAUCCUAAUGCAAACGAAUAUGAUUUUGAUUAUGAUUACGAAUUUGUUUCGGAUGACGAACUCGCACAUCAAUUAUUGUUGAACGAGACACCGACAAAAGGAGGAAAUGAAAGUCCAACAGUCACUCCUAAGAAGAGGAGGAAGAGCCAUGCAGUCCAAAGUCCAUCAACACCAUUAGGAACAUCAGAUCCAGUUUUCUCCGCAUCUAAAGAUGAUACUAACGACGCAUUUGAUGUCAGUGAAACAGAAAUUGCUGCCAAUCUUAGACGGAGAAAUCCAUUGGCCGAAUUAAUUCCACAAUUGAGAAAGCAAGCAGGUGACGAGAGUGAAGAAAGUUUGAAAGCAAGACACGAAGAACUUCAAAAGCAGAUCAAAGCAAAAGUCAAGAAAUCUAACGACUUAAGAAACCAAGUUGCUAAAUUACAAGCUCCUGCGAAGAAGAAACCAAAACCAGUUCUCUCAUUCAGUCGAACUAACUCAGUCUCCAUCGAUCCAGGGAAAGCAGUUUCCCAAGUCAAGAAGAAUGUCGACAACAACAGACGAGAUUUGUCUAUGGUUACAGAUGUCCGAGGCACAGACAUUGACAACGAUGAUAAACAACUUCAGCGACAAAUUGCAGAGUUGGAAGGUCUGCGAAGACAACAAGAAGAAAUUGAAAAUGUUCGUAAACAGAUGCAAGAUGUUGAUGCUCAGAUCAGAGAAGCAGCCGAUGUCAAACUUCAGAAAGAAGAAAACAUCCGAAAACUUCAAUCCGAGUUGCAAUCAUUGGCCGGCGAGAUUGAGAAAUACGAAGAAAACAACAAGAAAGAAGUCGAAAUCACUAAUCAAAGAUCACUCGAACUGCAAGAAGUCAACAGAAGAUACAAUGAAAAGAAAGCAGAUUACGACCGAUUGCAGAAAGAAAUCUCUAUCAGACAGAAUCACAUCAAAGAUAUGCAACAAUAUCAAGUGAGAAUCGAGAAACAACUUGCUGAUCUUUCAGCUCGUGUCCGUCCGGAAAUCAGAACAUUGCUUGAUGAUGUCAAGAACUCUAAGAUAUUGCUUGACCAGACACAAGCACAAGUCAACGAGAAGAACUCCGAAGUCUUGAAGAAGAGGAAAGAAUUGUCAGAGAUGCAAGAUUUAGAAGAAAUGAAGAGUUUCCGAGAACUUAAAUUGCAGAAAUCUGCAUACGAGCGAAGAGCUAAGAAGUGGCAGAUUCUUAAAGACUCUCCAGAACAGCUGCAGCAGAUUGAAGCAUACUCAGUUGCGAAUGCACAAAAGAGAGAAACCGCACUUCAGCAACUUAGAGCAUCGGAAGAAGAAUUAAUGAAGAAACAAGAAGAGAAAUCCGAUCUAGAACAAUACGCCAAAUUACUUGAAGACAUGCUUACGAAACACAGAUAA